AUGGCUUUGUCGACUGGCCCUGAAAAUCAGCAUCUCGUGUCCACCCCGUCCAACACAGAAGAUACAGUCUCAGAACGUGGGAAGGAAUCUCCCACUCUGAGAGAAGUCUCCCCUUCAUGGUGGUGGAGAGUUGGUGCGGCCGCAACAUUGUUUGCAGUCCCUGCCGCGUAUCUGGUACUACUUGGAAUCGUCGCACACCUUUCUGGCAAGAAGCAAAGUUCGUUCGGUGAUAACACGCUUGAGGUCUUGCAACUUGCUUCUACUCUUUGGCCUAUCUCAUUUGCCGCAGUCGUCGGGCCCUUUCUUAAGAGCCUGGCUCUUUAUGCCGCCGAGCGAGGGUCAACUCUGGGCUCUCUUGAGUUCCUGUUGACCAGCCAUACUACUAUUGCCGCCGUCAAAAACUUCUUUUCUUUUCGCCACAUACAUAUAUGGACUAUUGGUAUUGUGGCGAUAUGGUCCCUCAGCCCAUUGGGUGGUCAGGCAGCUGUUCGAUCUUUAGCCCUGCAGUCACCCAAGCAUACCGAGAAAAUCAAGGCUGGGCAUUACUUCUCUCAAACCCCCAUCAGAAGCAUAUGCGAAAGGGCAAGAUCAGACAACAAUUUUAACAAGUGCGAAAACGCAUCUGGUAAUCCAAAAGGUUUAAUAACCAAUGACCUUCCCGGUUUUCGGAGGGCUGUCAACACUGCUUUCUCAAGAACGGAUGUUCGGCUAUCUCAUCCCAAUGUCUCGACUGAUGAUUACGAUGAUGUGAUAGAGCAGUUGGGUGGCGCUUCUCAGGCAGCCCGUCUUGGAAAGCAAGACAUAUGGGGCAACGUCCGUAUUCCAUUCAUGGAAUUCCUGCCCGGAUAUGAUAAUCAAAAUCCGGAGUCGUGGACGAAUGUACCACCUGACAAAUAUGUGCCAUACUCAUCAUUCGUUGGGGUACUGAUCCGGGGAGGAUCUCCUCCUGGAGCAGUAGGAAACUUAAGCAUGAUUUUAUAUACCCGUUAUCAAACUCUCAGUUGUGGCGAUGUGUUCAACGGAACUGCUUGGUUAAAACGCAACAGUAGCGAAUCACCAAUAAUAUUUCACCAGACAAACUUUACAGAUACCGAGCCACUGCAAUACCAGGCACUUAAUUACGGACUGGAUACGAAGCCAAGCCUUUGGAUGGAUGUUGUUGAGAACAACGCAUCGGAUUCGCAUUUCGGCAUAGACCUUGACACGGAAAUUGAGUCCCCAUUGAAGUUGGCAGUUGGCGGGCAAUGUAUCGAUCGUGGCGGCACAUUCAGCCAUAUGACUCGCGUUUGCGAUAUGAUUACUUCAUAUGUAGAUGUUGAGCUGAGCUGUAAGCGGCUGGGUAGCACAGAUGACCUCAAUUGUCAAGCUGAAAGCAUUCGUCGGACUCCUGACCCAGAAUAUUCGGCAUACUUGACAGACUUGUCGCACAAGCCCGUCUCUGAACGCCUUGUAUACGAAAUGCCCUUCACAACCGCAACCUACUACUCAAUGGAGCCCAGUCUCCUUGAACGAUACAUUCACGAUCUAUUGUUAACAUUCGACGUCGGCCCUUAUGAUCAAAAAGAACCUCGUCCGGGCUGUUAUUCGGAGCUGUCUCAAGCAUUCUUCGAGGCUAGGUUCGCCACAGCUCUCAAUACAUUCCUCAUGGCCGCGUACGAUGACGUUGUCUUGGGAGGUGCUGACAAUACUGGACAAAGCAUGGAAGAUUUUGUCAGACGUACAUUUUUGUACCGUAAUGGCCACCCCAGCUGGCAGAAUACCACUGCCGAUUGGACCGGAUUUACAGAUAGCAUCUAUGUCAUGGAUAUAGCAUGGUUUUGCAUUUCUGUUAUAUCAACAGUUGCACUGUUAGGCUGUGCUAUUGUUAAUGUUGUUAUUCGGCAGCUAGUUCUGGCUCCUGACUUUCUAGAUAGUGUCGACGUGCUGACGCGGGAUUCUCCUUUUGUUGAUAUCCCAAGCGAGUCUUGCGCAAUGGGAAGCGGAGUCAGUUCAAGGGAUCGACUACAGGCAACGAAAGACAUCCGAGUCCAGAUAAGAGACGUCGAGCCGGGUGGAAAUGUUGGGAGAAUCGCGUUGACUACCGAUACGACUGAAAAAAGGCUGGAUUGGGGCAGGGCAUAUGUUUAG
Molecule: messenger RNA, 2127 nt
Organism: Fusarium graminearum PH-1
Lineage: Eukaryota; Fungi; Ascomycota; Sordariomycetes; Hypocreales; Nectriaceae
Exons: 2
Coding region: 1-2127 (708 amino acids)
Source: RefSeq, a predicted model, not a curated record